GAGCCACUCAAGUUGAGCCAUUCUCAGGCGCCAGUUCUUUGCACUGCACACCAGCAAGAGGAGAAGACUGGAGUUGUUAUUCAAAACAUUGCCUUUUGAUGAUUUUCCAGCUGCUCACUUGAGGGCGUGAUUUUUGGGUGUUUCAGCAGAAAGUGGCAAGACUCUGGACUUGAAGAACGGGCUCACACGAACACACUGGUGGAUAUUCAUUUGAACACAACAAAACCUAGUUCUGAUCAUCACUCCAUCCGUCAGCUGAGCAGAUCAAGAGCAAGCUUCUAGUUCACUGCUGUGCCAUUGAAUCAGUGGGACAGAGAAGCAUCACAGACGAGGCAUUGUGUCCCUAGCUGAAAAUAUCAAAGACCACCCUGGACAAAGAGUUUCUUUGGACUGCCGUCCCCUCGCUGGGCUCCAGUCUGCUGUUUUGAAUUAGAAAAGUGACCUAAAGCUGAGCGCCACUCAGGUGACUGACCACUGCAUAUAGGAUUGGCUACAGGCUGCCAUGGUGCGUGAAGGUGGUAUGGCGGUGGCUCCAUCCUACUGGGCCCUGUGGGCUGUUGCCACUUUGAUGCUAGUGGCACUGUGCUUAUCCGACCAGGCCAUCCGCUGCCCAGUGUGUUCUGAGGAGAGGCUAGCCAGCUGUCAACUGCCGGAAAGCUGCGAGGAGACUGUGCGCGAGCCUGGCUGCGGCUGCUGCCCCACGUGUGCCCUGCCGAAAGGGGCGCACUGUGGCGUCUACUCGCCGCGCUGUGGUACCGGCCUGCGCUGCUACCCGCCACAGGGUAUUGAGAGACCACUGCACUCCCUCAUGCAUGGCCAGGGGGUGUGCACCGAUGAGAGGGAGGUGGAGGAAAACUCAGUGAUGGAACGGCACGAUGAAAUCAUCCCUGAGCAUCCAAACAACAGCAAUAUCCGAUGCAGUCCACAGGACAAACGCUGCAUACAGAAGACACUGGCUCGACACCCACCCAAAUCCACUAAUCAGAGAAGCAACACUGCGAGAGAGGAAGCCAAGGCGGCGCUGGCUCCAUGUCGUGCUGAGCUCCAGAGAGCACUGGACAGAUUGGCGUCCAAUUCCCGCACCCAUGAUGAUCUCUUCACAAUUCCCAUUCCCAACUGUGAUAAGAAUGGAGAUUUCCACACUAAACAGUGCCAUCCAGCGCGUGAUGGCCUGCGAGGAAAGUGUUGGUGUGUGGAUCAGAAGACGGGCAUGAGACUGCCGGGACCGCUCGAGGUCCGAGGGGAACUGGACUGCCACCAGUUAAUGACAGCUACUUUGAGGGAUUGAAAGCAAGGGAUUCCAUGAGGGUUGAAGGAGCAGCUUAGUUCAACUGGUGCUUAUGAGCUGAUCUACGUAAGAAAACGCCCCACAGUCUCACUUCAUUUGAGGCCUACGGUACUUGAGCUAGUGCAACAACAGGAAUGAGUUUAAAAUUGAAAUGAGUCUUUUGUUGUUGCGUUUUUUUUCUGUAUGUAUGUGAGUCUUUUGGGCACUUGCCAUGUGUUGUUUCUACGAUGCGAUGUUAUGACUUGUAGUCAUUUGAUACUGUAUGUGCUUUAACAGGGGGCAGUAAAAAAAAAAAGCACAAGAGGGAAAUGUGUCAUUUCCUCUAGUAUUAAGUAGGUUAAGAUUAGGAAACCAACUAGUAUAGUAGUAUACAUGUGCAGUUCAUCCAUUUGACAGAUCAAAUUAGUCCAACAUGAGAACGGCCAGGCCCUUCUUCCAUUAGCAGAUGAUUCACUUUUUGCAGUAUGCAAAUGUGAAAGCAAGACCAGUUUGGAAACAACAUAACAUUAAACUGUUGCUAUGUGAGAGAAGAUUUGUUUUCCUUUCCAAUAUAAACAGUCUACUCACUUUUUGGAAACGACUUGUCAUUAGCACACUAGUCCCAAAAGACCUGAAAUACUGUGCUAUUAAUAACCAGGAUAAUCUUAUUUUUCCAGCUGCAGCUAAUAUACUAGAUGGCUCUGACAUAGUAUGUGCUUUGAUAUAGUUAUUAUAAUAAUUUGAUACGACACUUGGGUGGUGGGAUGCAUUGAUUGUUCCAACACAUACACAAUCUGUAUUUCUUUUGGGACCAUGAUUGAUUUGGACUCGGAAGAUUUUGGAGUAUUAAUUAAAUAUGCUACUCAUAUGUGAUAUACAGAUUUAAUGCGUCCAGCAGAUAUCCAUGACGUCGCUGUUGGGCGGAAACUCCGAACUGUCAAAAUGACGAGGUUACAAGAACUAAAAAAAAUAAAAAAAAAAGUCAGCUUGUUUUGAGUUCCCAGGCACCACAUUGUUCAAGUUGUAUUAUUCCUUAUAUUGCUAUUGCACACUCACAUCAACAUCAUACUAACUAAAAAAAAUCAAUAUGCUAAAAAAUGAUGAUGCCAUUAAUUAAAAUAGUCCAAAUAGAAUCCUGCAAGAGCCAGUCUUUCAAAGUCUGUAGUCACGUCCAGCGUCGAGGGUAAAACGCCUUUCAAGCACCCACCGUGCAAAACACCUUUGAAAAUGCCACAAAAGCAAACGACUGCCCCACACAAAAGCCUUCUUGAAGGUUUAAAGCCAUGUAAUAAAUAAAACAAUGAGUUGAUUCUGAAAACCUGUAUAUAGAAAACCACAACACUUGUAAUUCAAAUAAAGUUAGGUUGGGUAAAGAAAAAAGUUUCAUUAUAUUUUGUAGCUUGGUGACUGAUAACUCACUCAUCAAAUUCUAUUUUGCUCCUGUUAUCUUGUUAACAAUGACAAAAGUUGGUUCGACGGAGCGAGAGCAAAAUCAACCCAGCAGCUUUAAAAAUUCCCCAGACCAAAAAAAGUCUAACUUCCCAAAGACAUUAAUGAUGUUGGUAUUAAAUGCGGAACUGCACAUAGACAGUGACUAUUUGUUAACUUCUAAACACAUUUAUCUGUCCAACUGCCUUUGUCAUUUAUAAAGUUAACAAAUGAUCUUGACUGUUGUUUUCUGAGGCAUUCUAACUAAAUAAAUGAUUGAAGCUGUAUGUCUCUUGAUCCUUAACUUUGCUGUACUGAACGGUAAUCACAUUUCAUAACUAUAGAAUGUAUAGAAAAUAAAAUCAUGUUGCAUGUAGAACAAUCAGCCUGAGGCUGAAAAGAUGUUGUGUGUCUUGUCCACUCCAGGACAGCUAUAUUCAAACACUGAAGUGAUCAACAAUCUGAAAGCGAGUUUUGCAUCCAGAGAAAUGAUUAGUUACAUGGUUAUUGUUUAUUUGAAUAAAAUGUAAACAUUGUGAAGCAUUAAUUAAAACAUUUUACAAACUGCA
This is a messenger RNA of Syngnathus typhle (broad-nosed pipefish), 3264 nucleotides long. Its product is annotated as insulin-like growth factor-binding protein 4. The record is from RefSeq and is a predicted model, not a curated record. Gene Ontology annotation, molecular function: insulin-like growth factor II binding; insulin-like growth factor I binding. Lineage: Eukaryota; Metazoa; Chordata; Actinopteri; Syngnathiformes; Syngnathidae. Gene Ontology annotation, biological process: regulation of insulin-like growth factor receptor signaling pathway. The transcript is spliced from 4 exons. Bases 503 to 1288 code for a protein of 261 amino acids. Gene Ontology annotation, cellular component: extracellular region.